GAACCGCAUCCUCUCAAAAGCUUCCGGGAAGCUGCGGAGCACGUAGCUCAGAAGAUGCUGUGCCUGACAGCGAAUCCUCGAACGACACUCCUGGGACUUGGAGUUCUUGUUUAAUUAAGGGAGGAAAUUCUUUCUUAAAAUGCAAGAAAGUCGUGCAGUCACUACACACCAGUAGAUCUUUACAAAAUUUGCUUCAUUUAUUAUAGGAUUUGUUUCACUGCAGGCUCAGUCACCAGGGUGCAAAUAGAACUGUGCAGCUGAGGACUGGUGCUCCUGUAAUAUUGUCUUCUUGUUUGAAGAAAGAAGAUUCCCUGCUGCAACGGCUUUCUCUGGGAUUAUCAGGUCACUGGUGAAUGUCAGUGCUCCGUCACUUUCCCUCUCUUGGUCUUUGAUCCAGGGCCAUCUCCCCACGCUGCUCCUAUUUCUUUUUCAUUUCAUCCGCAACUGACGUUUAGGUUUUUGUGGUAUUAAGUAUUAACCUUCGGGACAUCCUCUUUUUUUCCCCCUGGAAUAUACUCAAGCCAAAACUUUAACCCGACCUGUCGGCACGAUGUGGUGAGGAGGAAGAGAGAGAGGAACAGAGGGGAUUGAAGGGCAGAUGGCUUCGCUGCCCCAAAACACCAACAGCUGUAUGAAUAAAACAUUUGAAUAGAGAGAGUCGUGACAUCUGGGUGAGGAGGGAGUUAGACACCCUCCUAAUACCCUCUCUCUUUCUUUUUCCCUAUUCCGUCCUCUCCCCUCACUAGCAUUCAUAUCCUCGACAUCCCUACAUACCUCCCCUCCUCCCUCUAUCUUUCACUCUCUCUUGUCUCUUUCCCCCUGUGAACUUAAGAGUUCAGGUGGUCACUCAAACAAACAGAAACAAGCUUGUGCUUCCACUUGUUUCAUCUUCUCUCGCUGAGUUUAGUUACGCCUCUGUGUGUCCCCUCUCUCACUCGACCCGUCCCUCCUGCACCACCUCCUCCCCCUCCUCCACCUCCUCCGGCACGCUGUGUGAUGGUGCGUCCCCUCCUCUCGGCCCUGGAGACAUGCCCGUGCAGGAGAUGGCGGUGAGUCCUGUCAAGUCCCUGUACUGGGAGCAGUUCCCCCCCAUGUCACAGCGCCGCGUCUACUGCACCCCCGUCUACCACGAAGGCCUGCUCUACGUGCUGGGGGGCUGCAACGAGACCGGCAUGCCCCUGGACAGCGUCGAAGUCUUGGAUGUAGAAAGCCAGGCAUGGAGCCAGUUGCCCCCGCUGCCCACUGCACGGGCGGGCGCCGCGGCUGUGGCACUGGGGGGCCAGGUGAUGGUGCUUGGAGGCAUGAACCAGCAGCAGACUCCGCUGGCCUCCGUGGAAAUGUACCACCCUGAUGAGGGCAAGUGGGAGACGAGGACCAGCCUGGGUCAGCCAUCUAUGGGCAUCACCACAGUGGAGAAAGAUGGGAAGGUGUAUGCGUUGGGGGGUAUGGGCGCAGACACCACACCGCAGGCCCUGGUGAGGGUUUAUGAGGCAGAGAAGGACCAAUGGCUGCCGAUGACCUCCAUGCCCACGCCGCGGUACGGAGCCACACCCUUCGUAACAGGAAACAAAAUCUACAUGUUAGGUGGACGUCAGGGAAAGAUGCCGGUGACGGCGUUGGAGGCUUUUGACCUGGAGAUGAAGAGCUGGACACGCUACCCCUGCAUCCCGAGCAGGAGAGCCUUCUCCUGCUGCACCACCAAUGAGCGGAGCCUCUUCAGCCUGGGGGGUCUCCAACAACCGGGGCCACACAACUUCUACUCCAGACCUCACUUUGUCAGCACCAUGGAGGAGUAUGACCUGGAUCAAGGCAUCUGGAUCAAACCCAGCCGAAUGUCCAGGAUGAGGGAGAAGCGGGCUGACUUUGUGGCAGGUUGCCUGGGAGGACGGGUCAUCGCAGCAGGUGGUCUAGGUAAUGAGCCUACGCCGUUGGGCACAGUGGAGAGCUACAACCCCGUGAAGCGGCGCUGGGAGUAUGUGGCGCCCAUGCCCACUGCACGCUCCUCCUCUGCACUCCUGCAGACAACCAGCAUGCUCUUUGUCAUUGGUGGCGUCGCACAGGGACCCAGUAAUGCUGUGGAAGCCCUCUGCUUACAGGAAACAGUGUGACACAUGCACACACUCAAACACACACAGGAAAUAAAGCAAAGCAGCAUUGAUAUUUUAGUCAUGUAUGUGCAGAAACACAGGAAUUGGAUCCACAGAUCACACUUUGAGAUACUUUUCUAUCUUAAUGUCCCACUCAUGGAUUCCUCUUCUGAACUGGGAUAUACUUGUCACCUUCAGCAAGCAUUUCUUAAAUGGGAUCUGCAGAGACAGUUUGUGACAGAGAUGGACGAAUACAGGAUUAAGGACAGUCAAUCUGACUGCUGUGACUGGCAAGAACAGAAAAGUGACGGCUUUUCUACUCGGGGGAAAUCAGAGGAAGACAAAACAUGAGCAAAAAAACGACAGACACACGCUGUGUCUGAAGAAACAACACGCCUUUGAACUGUUGAGCAUUUUUCAGAAUAAAAGCAGGGUACUUUGCUGGAUAAUAAAGGAACAUAGGGCCAUAUCUGUCUUUCCUCUUUGCAGCAGCGUCGCUCUCACCUGCUGCUGCAACAGCAAGCUUCAACACUUUUCUACGACCAGUGGCGUUCUGGGAAUGUAAAUGUCUGUUUUAGUUCUUCUCCUUUGGUUUCAGUGUUGUAUACAUUACGUGUGAUAUUUAGCACUGCUAGCCACCGUUACCACGGUGUCAACAAGAGUGGCCCUUGAUAUGCGUUCACUCCGCAAGCGGCUCAAAUUAGGAACGACCAGUGAAACGCCGGCUGACGUUGACCACAGUCACUGUGUUUCCUUCAUGUGUAGUUGGUGAAGAGUUGACUGUGGUUGAACUUGUCGGCAUCUCGCUUUGCUACCCAUAUACCCGCCUCUGCUACGACAUGAGCACAGCAGCAGUAGAUCAGCAAACUCAAAUGGUUCCUCACACUGCAGAAUGGAGAUUUAGGAGCUCAUGGAGUGAAUGCAGAGGUAGUCAAACAGCACCUGCUGCACUGAAGCAUCCUGAAAGAUAAAUAAUAAUCGAAACAUCAGCCACCUGACAUUAUAUUCCCCUCAAGCUUUAUGAUUGAUGGCAGUACAAUGUUUCUUUUAGCUCAAACUCAGCAGCCAGAUGAUGGAUGAAAAGAGGAAGUGCAUUUGAUGAUAACUGUGCAACAUUUUGCAGCAAUGAAGGCACUUGUGCAUAGUUGGAGCAUCCUGAGGUCCAGGUAACGACUCCUGUGUCAGAUGCCUGUCCAUAACUGGUCCUAGGCUUCAUCAUUUUUUUAAUUGUCGUACAAAAUGGACAAAAUCAUACAGUACAGAUUAGUGUUUUAUUGUUAUGAUCUUGGUUACGUUGAUUCAGUGUUUCCCUUUGGGUUUCCGAUGGGCUUUCCCUGAUCAAGUUGUGAAUGCACAAAAAACAGAUUGAAGUCAGAUCAGUCAGACCUCAUUCAGUGGUGGUCUGUGAUCCAUACGGCCACAUAAUCUCAGCAGUUUGAAUGGAAAUGUGUUUGGGGCAUAUUGACGGAGCAUUUGAUUCUCAAAAGACGUGUGUGUAAGAGUUGGGGAUAAACAAUGAUGGAGGGAGCUGCUGUGCAGAACUACCUGUGACAGAUCCAGUGACCUGUAGACAGCAGACCAGGCCACACAGGAAACACAAAGGAUGAGCUGCUGCAGUGUUUACUUUUGGCUGGUAGCAUGUAGCCUCUUUUGAGCUGUGUCUCAAUUCAGCUGCCACAUCCUGCGGAGGACCCGGUCUACACAGCCGAACCGAAACGAGACGUACUGGUCUUCCUAGUGUAUUACCAGCUCCCCCCGCCGUCACGGCCAUCGCCUAGCAACAAAGCUAUGGACGAAAACUGUUUUUUUAGCUGUUCGGUUGAAUACUUACAUUUAAGAAUACAUUUUCCUGAUCUUUUCGCCUCGCUUUUUGCCGCCAUUUCCUCUUUGAAAAACAGUUGAACUGAAUGAUAAUGAAUCAUGGGAUAUGUUGGUCCGUGAAGUAACCAACCGGUGGAGCCUCUGUUGCUCUUGGGGUGGAAAGACACAUUUGUCGGCUGCAUUUGAAGGAGACUUCGAAUUGGGACAGUUUUGCGCUGAUGUGACACAAUCAGUCUACGAAUGCAGCCGACUAAGGAUGCGGCCCCUAAAUUGAGACACAGCUUUGGUCUGUUCUGCUGUGGACUGUUCCUGCCACAUAUGAAGCAUUUUUUAAAAAUCCAUGUGAUGAACCAGUCAUCUUCUUCUCCAUUCAGAAAUGAUGUACUGGAACAAUCAAUCAUUACAGCUGAAGCAGAUGCACUAGGUGGAACUGUCACAGUGGAAUUAGCAUUAGUCUGAGAUUAAUGUGUCACCUAAUACCCCUAUGCCAUGAUGAUUUGAUGGUAAGUGUAUUUGAUGAUUAGGUGAUUGAAGACAAAGUGUACUACAGAAUGAUAAAUUGAUGUGAGAGCCACAGUUAGGUAGAUCAUUUAAUUAUCUAACGUAGAUAAUUAAAGAGAGGUCAGAUCACGCGAUAUGAUUGGCUGGUCCCAGGAUAAUACUGUCUACACGUCUCCAUCUUUUAAUUUAAAAGAGGGGGGGGGGGAUAAAAAGGCUGUAGAGUUAAUGAUACAAAGUAAGCAUUGUUUAUUACAUAGGAAAGCAUGCACAUACGCACACACACACACAAAUCCUUUUCCCUGUCUUGCCCCAGCUUUUGUGCUUUUUUUGGUCUGCAUCCUGGCACACCUUGUUAGCAGAGUCAGAUAAGAGCUCGGAUGAGAUGCCAGCUGACAGUUGGUUAUUUCUGGGGCUGCAUUGUGUGCACCUAAUUGAGUGUGUUUGGUGGAAGCCUCACAGCCUUCACAUACUGUAUGUACACACAAACACAGACACAUAUACACGUGCGCACUACAGCCUGUAUGCUUAGUCAAGCACUGACUUUCAACCCGAAACACUCAUACUCAGAUACUGCAUGCUCGCCUGACACGGACACAUAAUGCAUUCUCUACUCCCUAACUUUAAUCAUCACAGCAAAAUGACUCUCAUCCAAUUUUAACCCUAAAAUCAAGUCGUAAGCCUCAAACAGGCCAAAAUAUCCUCAUUCCAUAAGGUCUGUGCUCAAAAUGGUCCUCGCAAAGAUGUAAGUACACAUACACAUACACACACACACACACACACAGUUCUAUUGGCACCAACCUCAAAAGCUUGGAGAGAAUACACAGAUCACUUUGUCGCUAAAUAGCUCUGCUGGUAGGGGACUGUGGCCCUCCAUCCAACACUGAUUAACCGACUUGAUGCAGCUUCAAUUUGUGUGCGUGCGAGAAUGUGUGUGUGUGUGUGUAUGUACCCUUGCAUGUGUGCUUUUGUCAUGGAGGAAUUUGGAGAAGGAAAUAAGUUUUGGCAACAAAACACCUAUUUCUAUUGUCAUAUAACUUGCUCAAAUACACCCAAAAGAUUGAAAAUAUUUAAAUACACAAAACAAUAAUUGGCCUUGUUUACACUUCUGUGUUGCACUAUCCACCACCAUCUCUUUAAGAAUCUAUUUAACUCUUUAACUUCUAAAUUCACUAGCUGGUCUCUUGCUUUGUCUCAUCAGAGCUUUUAUACUUCCCCCUUUUUAUAUCAGUUUAUGGUAUCCAACUGUAAACAGCGUGGACCCAACAACCAAAACAAUGAGCUACAUGAGCCUUAAAGGCUGCAGCUGGAGAUUUUGUUGUCUUUAACAACAUUCAUAUGACACAUAUAGUCAUUUAAUGAAAUAUUAAUUAAAAAAAUUCUCAUAAGUGCAAUGUCACUACAUCCAUCAUUUCCUGUGUGUGCGAUCACAGUUGUGUACUUCUGACUGCAUGUGUGUGUUUGUGCACAUUUCUGAAACAGAGACAGGCUCGCCGUCUGUUAGAGUGUGUUUUCCCCAAUCAGCUGUAUCUGACACACUGCAGUCCCGAAGGAAUUCUGGGACUUUUCCAGUGCUAUAGCUCUCUGUUUGGGGAAUCUGAUUUCUUUAGUUGUAUUGAAAAAAAAGAAACUUUCUCCGAGACUCCCUCUCUGCCCCUUUCAGUGUCAGAUUGUUUUACGGUGAAGACGCAUCUGGAAUGUGUUUUUCUGGCUCCUGAUAUGACGAACGUGUCGAGCUGUUUACUCACCGGACUGAAAUCCUUCUGCUGCUCCUGACGGCAGGUUGAGAAACACAGAACAGAAGAGCAGGAUGCUUCAGUGCAGCUAGCAGCUAAUUUCAUGCUGUACUUUUUUAUCAGGCCCUGAGCAGAUGAUGCACAAGCAUUUGUAAAUGUGUUCUUACAGGACGGGUUGAAAACCUACAUGUAUGGUGCUCCUGCUUCCUAUGACAAGAGCAUUCAUUCAGUUUUAUGGGUUUCUGGGUGAGAUUUGAACGAUCUAAAGAAUCUGAGGCACAGGUCAAUGCAAUAAGAGCCCUAAAAUGAUUCCACAGGUUUUUAAUAAAGCAAUGUUGAAAAAUGGAAACAAAUGCACAAGCAUAACACCUUCUUUUCAGGCACGUUUCAUCAUCUGGAGAAAACAAACUUUCUUUCAUUGCCCCCAAAAAGUUGCCUUGUGUAUCAUUACCUCUCGAAACAUCUGUUGACACAGUAUAUGCUGUACCCUCUUGUCCAAGAAACAUUCAGGGCCCUGUUUCAGUGUAGGCACACCGCUUGAUUCACAAAAACAAGGUCCACAGACUCAGGUUCUGACAAAACAACGGGGGUGCGUUCAGCAAAGCCGGGGGUGGCAGAAGCUGAUUUUACACAGUUUUCACUUUUGUGCGUCCUUUGUAGAACUGUCUCUUUUUUUUUUUUUUUACAAUGAAAAGGCUCUCUGUUUUUUUUUUUUCUUCUUUCUUUUUAUGAUUUUUGUGCAGGAAAAAAAUCAACACAGUUUCCUGGGCAACGAGGAACAGUGUCAAAACCUGCUGGUAGCAUACAUGUGUUCCUCUUACACUAACAUACCCACACGAUCUUGUUGUGUUUUGUUUCAUAUUUGGCCCUGAAAAGACAAAUCAAGAUGGAUAUAAUGGUUGUUUUUUGUUGUUGUUAAUUGUUCAUUGUUGUUCAUAUUUUUUCCCUCCGGAUGUUUGUGCUGUGGAUUGAGGUUGUGAGGUGACAGAUGUGCCGUGGUGUUGUGCAGAUCGGAGCUGGGUUCCUCAAAGUGGUUGUCACUAGUUGUGUGUUCUUGCAAAGCUUUGCUGAAAUAUUAUUUUUCGAUAGGAAUAUAUACAUAGAUCUGUUUAUUUUUACCAUGCUGGUCUUGUACAGUACGUAAUCAUGCUAGCUGACGUACGGUUCUUAGGGAGAAAUGUCUACAAAAGGAUGAAAGGAAGGUGAACAAAGAUAUAUUUGCCACCAACAUAUUUUAUUAGCAUUUGAGUAUAUCAGUGGAUUUUUUAUUCUCUGGGUUUUCAGACACCGAACAGCAGAAAAUUAAUUUAAUUUUAAAAAUAUAUAUGAGGGGGCUUUGAACCGACAUGCUUCAAACAGCCGCCAUCUCCAAAUCCCCGGCAGCUGGAGAACCACUGGUCUUCAAAGCCGUCCAUCAUUUUCAGAGCUGAGUAUUAAACUAUUUGUACAGACAUGUCUCUGCUUCUGAUCUCUCUGGGUGAACUGUGCUGCCUCCCUGCAGUGACUGACUUGGUAAAACCUCCGUGGUCUCAGUGGAUCAGUAUUGCCGUGUGCUCUGUACUGUAUGUGCAAAUGUAAUUUGGGAGGUUUACUGAACCGAAUCUAAUGUUCUGAAGGUGUUAAGAAAGAAAAAGUUAAACAAAGAGAGAGGAGGACUGUUGUGUUUGGGGAGGUGCGAGUCAACGUGUGUGAAAUUCUAAAAAGUUAAAUAUAUCCUUAUUUAUGUUAUAAAACUUUUCACUUUGUAUUUUAUCCCUGUAAUGACUGUGAAAACAUAAAGUGGUUUAACUUCUGCCACUUCAAACAGCUCACUCAGCAGUAAAUCAAGCCCCUGCAGCACUGACCUAAUGCCUCAUCUUACCACAAACAAUGAAACGAUAUAUAUAUAUCCAACUAUGAAAAAUCCUAAUUAAUAAAUAUAACCUAAAUAUUAGUACUUUAUAAAGUAAAGCUGUUUUCAGACAUGAGCAACGCAGCAGGAGAUUCUCCAGUCACAACAUUACAGAAAUCUCUAUUCAGAUGAGGGGGGGCCCAGCAGACAGGGGCAGGACGUAGCCAAUCAAUGCCCCUGCGCAGAUCACAUGUUUUUGUUUACAGUACCUUGGCUGUUACCACCAAAAGCUAUCUUGACAUCUUUGUCUGUGUCUUCUACAUGUGUGGCUCCUCUUUUUUAUCCUGAGAUAUUUGUAUUACUUUUGUUUUUUUCAGUUUUUGGGUACGUCGUUUGUUAGAAACGUCAUCAUCGUGCCCUCUAGUUUGCAGAUCUGCUGGUUUCUCACAUAGGUUCACUCAGACAUUAUCCAGAGUUUGACUGGAGAAAAUCCAGACAAUGUCCAGAGCCUCUCACUCUGACAUUUGCGUUCUCACUUACAGCCCCUCUGGAGAAUGUCAGGAGAUUAUCUGGAGUUCAGGGCAUGUCUAAAAGCAGUUCAUAACCCAAAAUAGGACAACAGCCCUGAUAAUCCCCUGAUUUUAUCCAGACUUGAGUGCAUGUCUGAUAGCAGCUCAUUAUCCUGUCUAUUGCAAUUAGACCAUAUUAACUGAUGCAAACAAAAUUCAGUUUCACUUAAAUCCAGAUGACAUUUUUAAUUGCUGCAAUGCAACAUUGUUAGAAAGCUAAUUUGAAUGUUUAAAGGUGCACGAGAUCUAUUUUACACACGACAAUCAAUCAAUCCAGUGAAGACAGUUGGACAGCGAUAUAAUAGUUCAUAUCAAAAGUCCUGUGUUUCAAACUGGGGGCAUGGACUACUAUCAAGCAAGGAGGAUCUAAAGAAACACAACGCUGAGGGUUUUUAACUCAACCAAUUUUAGGGAUUAAAAAUUAGGAGAGACUCCUUUUCAAAUUUGUGUCUCGCGAGAGCCCUAAUUCUGUAGAAAAUCUGAACACAAAAAUCCACUCACUUUCAUUACACUGAAAUGUUAAUAAACAUCAAAUAAACAAUUUCGGUAAAUUUGUGUUUCUAAAAUAUACAUUUACAGUCACACGUUUCUGUGUAACUUCAGUGUACAGUCAAUUCAACUUUAUAUAUAAUUACUUUUUCCUUACAGCUGAGACAGAGAAUUGAGAAACAGUGUGGACAGCAUCUGGUAAAAGACUGAUAACACUCUCAUGUCUCUAUAUGGAGCCAGAGCCUUACUCAGUGUGUGCUGUUACUAUUUUUUGACCUUUUGUCUGUUUAUCCACCCGAUACGUCGGCACUGUGUUUUAGCUGUUGCCUGGCAACCCCAAUAUUAAACAGGGCUUCAGGAAGUCACUGCAGCUGCCUGAUGUUUGCUGAGAAAUAAUUAAUUCCCCCAUCAAAGCCACAAGUUAGCAGUUUCCCUUUGUCUAGCCAUGAGAGCGUGUCAAUCAAAGCACAUUUCCCAAAAGGUCAAAUUAUCCCAUUAAUCAGCUCAGAUUUUGACAGGGGUCAUAGUGGACUGAUCUAUAACAUAAAUUAGGACAUACGCAGGCAAAAGUCAAGGCAAGCUAGAAACCAUGGAACGAGCUUCAAUACAUUUCUCUUCAGCAUCACUCAGCAGCAAACCCAUUGUGCUGUUGAUGGAGCUGAUGUGAGGAUCCCACUCUGCGCCACAGAUGUACAAAGUUAUUAUAACCUAAUUUAUGCUGCUUGAUAAUCCCUCUAGAAACAAACAAGAUUAGACUGCUGCGACGAGGGUUCCUUUUUAUACUCUCACAGACAGAGGGAAACAAGAGGGGAUAUGCUGCUAUGACUUUUGAUAUUAUGAACUAUAUCAUAAUGAUAAUAGUCAUCAUAGUAAUACAAAGGGUUGGGGUUAUUGUUGUCAAGGUAAUAGGUUCAUGACCCUGCAGUGUUGUGUUAACGUGUUGGAUGGAAGACGAGGAGUAGAAAAAUGUAUUGAAGAAUCCGGGAGACUGGGUUAGAUGAGUAGGAUGUUGUAAUGUCCACAUGGAAAGGCUGACUCCCAUCACUGAAGCCUGCCAGUCACACUGGGACACUUUCACAAUCAUGACAAAGGUUAAUGUUGGUUUAAAAGUUUUCGGUCAGAGUCGGUUCCAUUAACAGCCAAAUCUCUUGGUUAAUAACGUCCUGACGAGAGAUGGCGGAGAGCUUCUUUUUUAUUCUUAUUAAUAAAAAUAUAAAAGAGUGAGUCUUCAUAGAAGAUCCACAUCAGCUCUCUUGAUUUAGCAGAUGUAGGUCGCAUUGAUGACAGCGUUGUGCCGGUGGUGUGGUUGGCAGGCUUUGGUCCUCAGACCGAGUGGUGGCUGUGACUCCAGUGCAGUAGUUCAGUGCCUAUACUAAAUGUGAGGUAGUGCCUCGACUAUGAAUCCUGUUCUAUAAUAAACUAUUUUGACUUGCUGUCUGA
This is a messenger RNA of Hippoglossus stenolepis (Pacific halibut), 10471 nucleotides long. RefSeq names its product kelch domain-containing protein 8B. The record is from RefSeq and is a predicted model, not a curated record. The transcript has 5 exons. Bases 1029 to 2108 code for a protein of 359 amino acids. Lineage: Eukaryota; Metazoa; Chordata; Actinopteri; Pleuronectiformes; Pleuronectidae. Gene Ontology annotation, molecular function: protein binding.